Molecule: messenger RNA, 1511 nt
Organism: Macrobrachium nipponense
Lineage: Eukaryota; Metazoa; Arthropoda; Malacostraca; Decapoda; Palaemonidae
Product: sortilin-related receptor-like
Exons: 9
Coding region: 162-1151 (329 amino acids)
Molecular function (GO): protein binding
Source: RefSeq, a predicted model, not a curated record
UUGGAACGCGUCCAUGAGUGACGUAGAGAAUGAGAGAGCACAAACUUGAGCACUAAUCGAGCAUUCGAGCUGUGGAGAAAAAUCAGUCCAGCAACUGACACGGCAGCGGAAUUACCAAGCGUUGAAAACCAUCAGAUACCAUUAUAACGACACACGCGAACAUGUUGAUAUCAAGUCGUUUGUUCCUACUGUUGGUGUUGCUUGGCAACCUCUUCGGCUUGGGUUCGUCCUGCGACGCUGAUCAGGUUCUCUGUGGGACUACGAAUAAGUGCAUUCGAAUUAGUUACAUCUGUGACGGCGAUAAUGACUGCGGUGACGGAUUGGACGAGUCCUUCUGUCCUGACUGGAAGGCCACAGGAUGUAGCGACAGGGCGACGGCUUUAUGUAACCGAGAUGGAGGUGAGACCUGCGUUCCCAUGGCGGAGUAUUGCUCAUCUUCUUCUUCUUGUAGCGGUAUCGUGGAUCCCAGGAUUUGUGUGAUGAUGCGCGAAAGAGUGAUUCGGCGAAUCUCGCAGGUGGUCAUCCCAGAGAUCACCACUACGCCCCCUGUGCCGUCUCCUGCACCCAACACCUUGCAAAUGAGCGAGUUGCAAGGAGAACUUUUCGCUGAGACUUUCAACAAGACGCUGGAACAUUCCACCUGCCCGGCGAUGUACACGAGGGUCGGAGACCAUUGCUUGUCCUUCUUCUACAUUCUCAAGCUCAGCUGGGGCGAAGCGGUACAAUUCUGCAAAUUGAUGGGCGGGCAGCUGGUGUCUUUCAGUAGCAACCACGACAUGUUUAUUUCCAUAUUGAAGCAUCUGAGUGAGCAUGGCAUAACCGCAGACUUCUGGAUUGGCGGUCGCUUCUUGGUGGAUACGGAGGUAUGGACGUGGCUGACAGACUCUGCUAUGGAGCUUGGGCCGCCAUUUUGGGCUGUCAGGUAUGAAGAGACUUGCAACAGUAGGCAGGAGACUAGCAGUCACGCAGCUCAGUACUGGUUAAACAAGACAGCGUGUUACCAUUACCAACAAGCUCCUGGGCCUAACAAGGCCAAGUUAUGUGCGGCUGUGACCUACAAGCAUUAUUAUUAUGUGACUGAUGAAGGCUGCCUGGAUCGUAGGAGUCCUCUGUGCCUAGCAAACACGAAUGGGACGAGCCUCAAGAUAUGAAAAAAUGGUUCAGUAGGCCUAGCUUUCGUUUGAUGAACUGACACUGACAUAUAGGUAGUACCAACAUCAUAGUUGAUUAGAUAAUCUUAUAAGUUUCUCUUGGAUUACAGCUGUAUCUUACAGCCCUUUCUCAUAUACACCCCUGCCUCAUGUGCCUCAUUUAUAACAAAAUGUCUUUCGCCUCAGUGGCUGCUUUUUGAUUAGCUGUAACUCUGUUAACCACGUAAAUCGCAUGUAUGUAUCGUGGCAAUAUCUCUGCAUACAAGCACAGCCUUAAUGGCUUUAAUAAACUUUUUUAAAAUUUUGUAUCUAUUAUUAUAAAGGGUGGAGAGACUACCCAUUAUAUAGUACUAGCCUGUU